Messenger RNA from Coregonus clupeaformis (lake whitefish), 16055 nucleotides. RefSeq names its product protein bassoon-like. The coding region runs from base 98 to 12265 and encodes 4055 amino acids. The record is from RefSeq and is a predicted model, not a curated record. Gene Ontology annotation, molecular function: structural constituent of presynaptic active zone; metal ion binding. Gene Ontology annotation, cellular component: glutamatergic synapse; axon; cytoskeleton of presynaptic active zone. Lineage: Eukaryota; Metazoa; Chordata; Actinopteri; Salmoniformes; Salmonidae. The transcript has 13 exons. Gene Ontology annotation, biological process: presynaptic active zone assembly; protein localization to synapse.
UGGCGGAAGGAGAGCAGCGUUGAGUUGUCUCUGAGUUUUUAUUCUAACUGUAGAAACCUCUACUACAUCGUUUCUCUCCUAAUCAUCUCCCGAGACGAUGGGGAAUGAAGGCAGCAUCGAGGGAGAGGGCCAGCCGGGACAGCCCGGCUCCACUGUUCCUUCUGCGGGUGCUCCGACUUCCAUUUCAGCACCAGCGGGCUCUGGACAGCUCAUCAAGCCCAGCAAUGGUGCGCCAACGGGAGGUACAGGGGCCGGACCCGGCCCGGGGAUUAACAGCAUCUCUGGAAGACCCCCCCAGCCAGACCCUGGGUCCAGCCCCAAGGCAGGGGACCGCCUGGCCUCCCAGGGGGAGCAGCAGGGCCAGGGCCACGUCGCCCGUAAGAACCUCCAGGUGGACGUGGGUAGUAGCAGGAUGGGACGAUCCCCAUCGGUGUCCCCCGCCGUCACCCCCACUUCACCCUACUCCCUGCCCCAGAUCGCCCCCAUGCCCAGCAGCAAGCUGUGCCCCGUCUGUAAGACAGCUGACCUGACGGGCACCACGGAGGACAACCAGCCAAACUGCAGCACCUGCACCCAGUGCCGAUCCAUGGUGUGCAACCAGUGUGGCUUCAACCCCAACCCGCACCUCACCGAGGUCCAGGAGUGGCUGUGUCUGAACUGCCAGAUGCAGAGAGCUUUGGGAAUGGACAUGGAGACACCUCGCUCCAAGAGCCAGCAGCAGAUCCACUCUCCGUCCCACCAAGCCGAACCAGAGCCCAUCUCUGAACCUCAAACUCAGCCCCCACCCCAGCCCCAGGCCCAACCUCAACCUCAGCCCCAGUCCCAAGCCCCACCUCAGGCACAGCCUCUAACCCAGCAUCAGGGUCCGACACAAGCCCAGCCCCCACCAGGCCCUAACAGACAGACUGGUGCAGGCCCAGGCCAGAUCCCUCAGCAGCAGAGAGGUCCAGGGGGUCCAGUUCCAGCGCAGGGCCAGGGUCAGGGUGGGGCUCGUCUCCCCCCAGGAGCUGUCCCUCUCCCAGGCAUGGCCAAAGCCCCGUCCCAGCCUGACCUCCGUGGCUCCCCUGCCCACCAGCCCCUGCCCCUUCGCCAGGACCACACCCGCAGCGCAGGGAGCUCCCCAUCCCGCCAGCCCCCGCCCCCGGCCGCCGCCCCCGAGCAGACCUUUGGAAAGCUGUUUGGAGGCUUUGGUGGCUUCGGUGCGUCCCUCCUCAACCAGGCCAGCACCCUCAUAUCAGUGGACCCAGUACCCACCCCGCCCCAGCAGCAGCAACAGCCCCCCAAACCUGCCCCUAAACCAGCCGGACCCCAGGCACCUGCAGCUGGGGCAGGGAAACCACCAGGACCCCAUCCAGGCCAACAGGUACCCCAUGCACCCCAACAGGGACCCCAUGCACCGCCCCAGAAGCAACAGCAGCAGGCUAAAGGUGCCUGCUGUCCCCUGUGUAAGACCAGCCUGAAUGUGGGCGUGACGGCCGAGUCACCCAACUACAACACCUGCACCCAGUGCCACGCCCAGGUCUGCAACCUGUGUGGAUUCAACCCUGCACCGCACCUGGAGAAUAAAGAAUGGCUCUGCCUGAACUGCCAGACCCAGAGAGCUUUGUCUGGGGCCCUGGGAGACGCUCCACUUCCUGUUCCUCAGCCAAUGGGAUCCCCACGGCAAUCAGCUCCAGCCAAUCAACAACAGCCUCAGCAGAGAGGGCCCAAUCAGCAUGCAGGGCUACGGCCGACUGGUCCUCAACAACAACAAAAACCACUGGGUGCCCAAGUAAGUGGCCCUCCUUUCUCCCCUGCCAAACAGGCAGGACCCACCUCCCAGAGCAAGGCGCCUGCCCAACCCUCCCCUACCAAGGCACAACCCUCCCCAGGUAAGAGUGCACACUCCCCUGCUAAAACAGCCCAGCCCUCCCCUGCCAAGGGUGCACCCUCCCCCAAUAAAACAGCAUCCACCCCUGCUAAGGGCACACCCUCCCCCGCCAAACAGACAGGACCCACUGCCCAGAGCAAGGGUCCUGCCCUGCCCUCUCCAGCCAAGGGCGCACUGUCCUCUACUAAAACAGCAUCCACCCCUAUCAAGUGCGCACCCUCCCCUGCCAAACAGACAGGACCCACUGCCCAGAGCAAGGGACCUGCCCAGCCCUCCUCUGUUAAAGCUGCAUCCACCCCUACCAAGGGUGCACCCUCACCUGCUAAGGGUGCACCUACCCAACCUAAACCCAACAAGCAGGCCGGUAAACAGCAGCAGGGCCAGGAUAAAACUAAAGUCGUCCACAAAACUCAAAAGGAAACACAAGCCAAAGCCUCGCCCAAGAAGGGACCACCUGAAGCCAUUACCACAUCAAAAGAUGAAAAGAAGAAAGCCGCUGAAGAUUCGCAGGAGUCAAAACACCAUGAAGAUUCCAACAAGUCCAGCACACAGAGCCUCAGUGACACGGGCUACUCCUCAGAUGGGAUCUCCGGCUCCGUGGGCGAGAUCACAGGCCAUAUCCGUGAGGAUCCUGGGUUGAAGCUGGGUGAACGAGGCCCCUCCAGCCCCUCUGAGAUCACCAAGCUAGAGAGCUCCAUGCGGCCACUGCUAGAGUCCAAGUCCAAGUCCGCUGCAGACCAGGGCGAGGAGUACAACUCGGAUGGGGUGGUGUCUGACGAUCUCAGCCCCAAGCUGCGCCACGACUAUGUGGAGGACAGCAGCGAGAGUCGUCUGUCCCCCUUACCGCCCAGGCAGAAGAAGUCCCAUAAAGAAAUUACAGAUGAGGAGUUCAUGAGGAGGCAGAUCAUGGAAAUGAGCGCUGACGAGGACGAGAUGGAGGAGGAGGAAGGGUACGGCUACCAGAAAACAAAAAACAAAAAGGAUUUGGGGAAAGAGAAACGACGCAGCCUCACCCACCAUUCCAGUAGUUUUGAGGAGGAUACCAAGGAGGCAGAUGGCGAAGACGAUGAAGGUAUGAUGGCUUCCCAAGGAGGCCUGCGGCGGUUUAAGACCAUUGAGCUGAACAACUCAGAGCAUGAUCUCAGAGAGCCAGAGCUGGAGAUGGAAAGCCUGACUGGAUCACCAGAGGAGCGGUCGAAGGGGGAGUAUUCAUCCACCCUCCCUGCCACCACUCCCAGUUACACAUCUGGCACGUCACCUACCUCCGUGUCCUCCAUGGAGGAUGACAGUGACAGCAGCCCCAGCCGCAGGCAGAGACUGGAGGAAGCCAAGCAGCAGAGGAAGGCUCGCCACCGCUCCCACGGCCCACUCCUGCCCACCAUCGAGGACUCAUCCGAGGAAGAUGAGCUGAGGGAGGAAGAGGAGCUUCUGAGAGAGCAGGAGAAGAUGAGAGAUCUGGACCUCCAGAGGAUCCGCAGCACAGCCAGGAAAACCAAGAGGGACAAAGAGGAGCUAAGGGCCCAGAGACGUAGAGAGAGAUCCAAGACUCCCCCCAGCAACCUCUCUCCCAUCGAGGAUGCAUCCCCGACAGAGGAGUUGAGACAGGCAGCAGAGAUGGAGGAGCUCCACAGAUCCUCCUGCUCAGAGUAUUCCCCUUCCAUGGACUCAGAGGCAGAGGGCUUUGAAAUGAUGGGCUCCAAGCUCUACAAGUCAGGAAGCCACCACAACCUACCCACCUUCAUGUCCCUCUACUCCCCAACUGAAAAACAUACUGCCACUUCACCGUUGGACAAGACACUGAAAAGUGCAGAGGAGGUGUAUGAAGAAAUGAUGAGGAAAGCAGAGAUGCUGCAGCAGCAGCAGGGACAGCCAGGAAGGCCAGGCCAACAACAAGGAAGUCCACAAAGGCAACCGGCUGGAGCACCUCAGCCUGGCAGCAAACAACAUCUAGGCACUGGAGCACCUCUAACCCCUGGCUCCAGCCCCACACAAAUCUCUGCACCUGUUUCCUUCUCCUCAAACGACCCAUGUGGGGCUGGAAAAGGGGUCCCCCCAGGAAUCAGUGUGACACAGCAUCUAUCAAAAGAAACCCAAGACCGGAUGAGGAUGCAGACUGCCAAAAUAGGAGGUGUUAUCCCCCCGGUGGCUGUAAGACCAGGUCCUCAGGGACCAGCACAGGGGGCGCCUCCUCCUGACUCUGGAGCGCCUUCCAUCGCAUCCUCCCUCUUCUCCUAUUUCAAAGGCCCCAGUCCUCCUGUUUCCCCUUCCCCCUCUCCCUCACAGAGCCCCACUCAUUCCCUGUCCCCACGACCUACAGGGCCUGGGGUGUCACCACAACCCACUGGGCCUGGGGGGUCCCCACAACAUUCUCAGCCUGGCGCUGGGGGCCCAACCUCCCCAGUACCGCUGCAACAACAUGGACCCCAGAUGCCUCAAAGAGCAGCAUCGCCAUGCCUUGCAAGACAACAGUCCUCCUCCAACUCACCAGUAAUGGAGAUAACGCUGGGCUCUAAGACCACCACCAGUCCUGCCAAGCCUCUGACUGUAAACUCCUCCACUUCUCCCCUGUCCUCGCCAACAAAGGCUAUCCGUCAGCCCAUGUAUCAGCAACAUAUUCCUUCAACGAGCUCUCCAACGUCCCCACAAAUGCACCCAUCGCAACAAUCCCCUCAACAUGGUUUACAGAGGCUCCAAACUGCAGAUAGGGUUAAUAUAGGUAUAAGCAUGACAAUGACAACCACAGCUACCACAUACAGUCGUGGGUCAAUGUCAAUGGAAAAUAUCUCCCUAUGUAGGCUCUCCAAUGUCCCAGGUACCUCUAGGGUCGUAGAGCAGGGCCAAAUGCAAAUGCAUCCGAGUGGACCUGCAUCUGUAGUGGACCUGAGAGCACCAAUGAAGGCUGCCCCAGUCAUCAUGACAGACCAGGGCAUGGAUCUAACAUCUCUGGCAACUGAUACAAGGAGGUAUUCGCUCGAUGCUGAACAACCACCCAACCGUCACAAAGCAGUGCAGCCACUGAAUGCAGCCAUGAACCUGAAUGCACAAGAGCAGCCACACGUUUCAGCAUCCACUCCAACAACAGUCAGCGUCACCGUGGCAGCGUCCAUGUUUAUAUCUCAGCCAAAGGGGCAUCCAGUGGUUUACGGAGAUCCCUUGCAGAACCGUAUGGAUCUGGGGCAAGGCGUUGGGUCAGCAAUGUGUCUAACACAAACUAAGCCACCCAUCACUGACCCGACCAUUCCUAAGAUUGACGCGUGUCUGGAGGAUCUGGGCAUCCAGCAGCAGCAGCUCCAGAUGCAGCAGCAGAAGCUCCUACAGCAACAACAGCUCCUCGAGCAGCAGCUCCAGCAGCACCAGCAGUCUUCCUUUGCUCGCUAUAACCUAGCGAACCAGGUCCAGCCGCUGUUGCUGAAGAAAGACCUGGUGGUUAGCCAGACGAGCAGUAGCAGUGCCCAGCCUGUGGUCAGUGUCAGUGUGAUUCCUAGAGUAUCUCCCAUGCCUCCCCAGCCAGUGUCUGUAGUUCUACCUCCCUCUAACAAUCAACAUGACUAUGGUCAGAGUGGGCUUGCCUUGGAGUUGAAGAACAAACCCACAGUUAUGAACCUGUCCACUGGAAAGCCCCAUGUCAUGAUGGUCCAACUGGAAGAUAGCAAUGCCUCUCAGGUGGCCACCGUGACUCAGCUGGUCAAAGAGCCUCCUCCCCCUCCCCAGGUCCUGGAUCUCACUGGUGGACAGAUACAGAAACCAGAGAACCAAGUGGCUUGUUGUGACGUUGUUUACAAGCUACCCUUUGCUGGUAGCUGUGCAGGGAACUUAACUCAGAAAAAUUCUACCACUGAACCUUCCCAAGUCACUCUUCCACCCCCUGCCCCACACUACAUUGUAGGCCAGCAGCAGCAGCAACAACAACAGCAGCAGCAACAACAGCAACAACAACAACCACCUGGUAAUAAUGGCUAUCAGGCAGCAAGCAUGCAAGGAGCACCAGAGGAGCAUAAACCUAUGCAGGGAGUCCCUCUAUACCCUAUACCCCCCGGAGGGAGGCUUCAACCUUCCAUGUCUGACACCAACCUGUCUAAUGCAGGUAUUCAGUACUAUCAGAGGACUGACCCUGGGGACCUGGCAGUGGAUCUGAGCACCAUUAAUCAGGCCUACGAAGGAGGAUAUCUUGGCAUGGGUGCGCAAUACGGAUCCUACACAGACUUACGUCAUCAAGGAGAUGUUGCAGGUCCUCCCUUGCCCCUACGAAGGUACGGCUCCAUGUCCAACAUCAACCAAGACUACGGCUAUGGUCAGGCAGGUUUACCGGACGCCAACCUGGCACAGUAUAGUGCCACCACUGCCAGGGAGAUCAGCCGAAUGUGUGCAGCUCUGAACUCUAUGGACCAUUUUGGUCAACGGUACAGCAACCCUGAGAUGAUGCAGUAUGGUUCUGGAAGUGGAGCAGGGCCUGCAGCCAGGCUCAACCUACAGCAAAGCUUAGCAUCAAUCCGAGCCAACCUGCUCUAUGGCCCUGACGGGAGGCCCACUGCACACGGCCAAGCCCUAACCAAUCUGAUCAAUGCCAGACAAGCAAGCAUACGGGCCUUAUAUCCGUCUGCAAUGAGAGGAGCUGACGGUAUGACAUAUUCCACCAUCAACACCCCAAUAGCCUCUACCUUGCCAAUAACCACCCAGCCCUCCUCUGUUCUGCGACCCAUGCCACGAGGAAUAUACCGACCUUACCCUGCAGGCGUGACUGCUGUACCACUGGCGAGCCUCAACAGGUUGCCUCAUAUGACCCCAAAGAUGCCUCUGUCCACACAGGGACAUUACGGGUACCCUCCUCCCAACCAGUUCCCUACAAUGGCUAGUGUUCCUGGAAGUGUACCUGCCACAAGCACCUCCACCCAAGAAGCUCCUGUCUACCUUGGGAAGCCUUCUGCAACCGUCUCUGUACACACGGCUGCAACCUUAACACCAGCCCAGCCAAUUGCUCAUAUGGGUGGACAAACUACUGCAAUGCCAAUUCAGUCUGUAGUAGUCCCUGCAAACCAACAGACCCCCCAAACUCAAAUCCAAGGGCAGAAUGUUACGACACACCCCCAUACUCAAACUCAUAUGCAAAUCCAAAUGCAGCAACAAAUACAGUCCCAAAUACAGCAACAAAUACAGUCCCAAAUACAGCAACAAAUGCAAACUCAAAUGCAACAACAAAUAGCAACUCAAACUCAAACUUCAUUUCUGACUCAAACCCAGUCCCAGCCUAUAACUCAGCCUGAUCCACAGGCUCUAGUGCAGCCCCAGCCCCAGACCACUCACCAGAUGGCUUCUACUGCAGCACCAAGCACCACCAUCGCCACUUCGGUCGACCCAGAGCUAGAAAAGGUAGAGGAGCGUUUGAGACAGCAGCAGGAGCAGAUGCUGCAGAUGGAGCGAGAGCGCGUAGAGCUGGAGAAACUUCGGCAGAUGCGCCUGCAUGAGGAACUGGAGAGAGACCGCAUGGAGCUCCAGAGGCACAGGGAGAAAGAACAAAUGCUGGUGCAACGUGAGAUUCAGGAGCUGCAGACUAUCAAACAGCAAGUACUGCAUCAGCAGCAAUCAGAGAGGGAGACCCAGCUGGUCAUGCAGAGGGAACAGCUAGCUCAGCAGAGGAUGCAACUGGACCAGAUCCAGUCGCUGCAGCAGCAGCUGCAGCAGCAGUUGGAGGAGCAGAAGAGGCAGAAGACUGCAGUAGUGGAGGCAGCGGCUGCGGCCGCAGCAGCCGAGGCAGCCGCUGCAUCAGCAGCAUCUGCUGCAGCCACUUCCACUCAAGGUGCCAUACAAGGGGUAGUAGUCGGAGGAGGAACCCCUCAAGGUGCCAUACAAGGGGUAGUAGUCGGAGGAGGAACCCCUCAAGGUUUCAUCAUCUGUGACCAGAGUGGUAGGGUGAUUCAACAGGACGGCCAAAGUGUGCAGUUCUGGCAACCCCACAUGGAAGGGCAGGUGGUCCAAGCAGUGGUGACCCCAAGGCCCAUACCAAACUCUGCCUCUGAGAUGUCCUUGAGAAACAGUGAGAAUCAGUUGGAGUCCAGGGUCAUGAAGAAGCAGAACUCUAUGCCUCGUCUUAGGGAUGGAUCGGAGGAGGAGCUGGUGAGGAGGAUUGCAGAUAGCUGUGUGCAGACGGACGAUGAAGAGGUUGAGGACAGGUACAUGAACCGCAGGGGCAGGAGAACCAGGCGGAUCGCCGACUGCAGCGUCCAGACAGACGACGAAGAUCAGGCAGAGUGGGAGCAACCGGUUAGGCGCAGGAGAUCGCGCUUAUCCAAGCAUUCAGACUCCAGCACCGAGGUCAAAUCCAAUGGAACCACCAAAGUGUCCUCCUCCAGCAUAGCCAUUCAGACCACCAACGACUCCUCAUGCCAGACUGAGGCAGACCAGUUGGGCAGGGUCUCACCUGCAAUCCACAUCACUGCGGCUGAGACAAACAAGGUGGAGCUGCUUCACUACAUCUCUGCCCCAGAGAGGACCCAUAAGGGUGAGAGCUUGGCCUGUCAGACAGAACCAGAGGCCCAGUCUCAGGGGGUGGUGGCCCCUCAGCUCAGCGUCCCCACUACCAUCAGCCCAUAUUCCACCACUAUGCAGAUGGUGGGCUCCACCCCACCUCCUCCCCAAGGGGUGGCCAAGUUCGAAAGGAGGAAACCCGACCCUCUGGAUAUCGGUUACCAAGGCCAGCAGCAGAACGAGUCCCCGUCUCGCCAGCCUCCCAAGUCUCCCCAGGUGCUGUACUCCCCUGUGUCCCCGCUGUCGCCCCAUCGGAUGCUGGAAACCACGUUCGCCUCCCAGGAGAAGCUCAACAAGGCACAUGUCACACCCCAGCAGAAAGCCUUCACUGCAGAGUCUGCUCAGCGUCACCAGAGCCUCCCCAGACCCAUCAAGAGUGUGCAGCGCUCCAUGUCGGACCCCAAACCCCUCAGCCCCACCUCAGAAGACCCUGCCAAGAACAGGUUCUCCCCUUACCAUCAGCAGGCCCUCUCCAACAGUCAGAUGGCCACCCUGCAGCAGCAGCAGAACUCUCUGAUGAGAAAGGUAAAAAGGACCCUGCCCAGCCCGCCUCCAGAGGAGAGCCCUCUCCCUAUCGUCACCCCAGCCAUGUCCCACAUGUACAGCAGCUCUCCAGGGAUGCAGCCCGAGAGGGUGCUGCCCAGGCCUGCCCAGGGGGUCACCAAGGCCGGCCUGCUGAGUGAGCUGAAGGCCGUGGAGCAAGAGUCCACCAAGCUCCGCAAGCAGCAGCAGGAGCUGGAGGAGGAGGAGAAGGAGAUUGACGCCAAGCUGCGGUACCUGGAACUGGGCAUCCAUCAGCGCAAGGAGACCUUGGUGAAGGAGAGGGAGAGGAGGGAGCUGGCCUAUAUGCGCUGCAUGGGCGACCCCCGCGACUACAUGUCAGACACUGAGCUCAAUAACCUGAGGAUGGUGGCAGCCACGGGAACGUUCGACGGUAAUGGGCUGCUGACGAGGCCCAGCACGGCGGCACUGAGCCAGUUCACCAACGACCUUGGCCAGGCCUCCCAGUACCCGCCCACCUCCUCCUACAUGGCCUAUCAGUACCCACAGAGCCAGCACACGCCCACACAGCAGCCAACCGCUGCUUACCAACAGAUCGGUUUCCAGCCCCCUCAGUAUCCAAUAGCCGGCCAGCCCCAGCCAGGCACCUUCCAGCCCCACCCACCCCAAGGCCCAGGCUACCAGCCCCAGCCAGGCUACCCAGCCCACGGGGGCUACGGCCAGCCUUCCUACCAGACAGACCUGGGCGUGCAACAGCAUGGCCACCAGGGUUUCCAGCCUCCCAACCCCUCUAUCCUGGGCCAGAAUCUCCCCUACCCAGGCCAGAGCCCCUAUCCCGGCCAGGGCAUGUCCUUCCAGCCCCAGGCUGAGAUCCUCACGGUCCACCAGAGGCCUCAUCAGACCUCCCUGGCCGACCUGGAACAGAAGCUGCCCACCAACUACGAGGUGAUCAGUAACCCUGCCGUGUCGGUGGCCACAUCAUCUCCAGACACCGGCUUUGGCUCAGUCUAUGCCUCCAACACCAUGCCCAAUGCCUAUGGGCAGUACCGCCCCCCGGAGCCAGGCCUGACCCACGGUGUGGACAGCCCCACAUCGGCCUACGCUGCAGACGGCCUCUACACCGCAAACCUGGAGCAGAACAUCCCCAGGAACUACGUCAUGAUCGACGACAUCAGCGAGCUGACCAAAGAGAACACAGGCUCAGCUGUUGACGCUCUGGGACAUCCUGUUGCAGGACGCUACGGUGAGAACGGCCCAGCGCGCCAAACUGGCUACAGCAAUGAGCCUGUGGACCCGUACAUGUCUGUAGGCACCACGGGCUACCACCAGCAGGGCGCUGUGGACCCCCGGACCAGCACCACUGUAGGUGGUGGGGGAUCUUCUUAUUACUAUGACGACUAUAAUAAACACCCCAGCACAACACGCCCAGGGGGCCCGGGGACCCAGAAACACCCAUCCAAGAGCCUGGCUCCCGCCGUUGUCUCCUCCAGUAAGCGCAGCAAGCACAGAAAGCAAGGCAUGGAGCAGAAGAUCUCCAAGUUCUCCCCCAUCGAGGAGGCACGGGACGUAGAGUCCGACCUGGCCUCUUACACCAUGACCACCUCCACCGGCGGCAGCUGCACUGUGGUGUCUCGGUCCGGGGUGAAGAAGAGCGGCUACGACCAGCAGAAGUACUAUGGUGGCCACCCGGGAAGCCGGGAAGCCCUGGAAGAGGAGGACCGGAUGUACGGCUCGGGGAGGUCCCGGUCUACGGGCUACGGCAUGGACAAGAUCUCCUCCAGGGACUCCUCCAGGAGCAAGUCCUACGAGAGGGACGCCAUGGAGCGGUCUCAGAGAGGCGGCGGCGGACGGCCCGGACUGCGCACCUAUAACUCAGAGGAGGAGAGCCCCCUCAGCUCCGUGGGGAAGCCUGUGGGGGUCGGACGAGGUGGCACCGGAGUACCAGGGGACCCCCAUGACGUGAGGAGCCAGUACGGCUCCAGCCACUCCCUGCCAGAUGUCCAGGACCACCACAUGAAGGACCUGCCCAGGAGCCACGUGUACAAGCCAGAUGACCCGUAUCUCGUAGACGACCAGCAUGCUGCUGUGUCGGACAGUGAAGCCUAUCAUCUGGGUCAGGAGGAGACAGACUGGUUUGAGAAGCCGAGGGAGGCUCGCUCCAACCGCUCCAGACACCAUGGGAGCGCAGGCCACAUCUCCACUGGUAGACAACAGACCGGCGCCAACGUGAAGCACACCUACCAUGACUAUGAUGAGCCUCCCGAAGAGCAGGACCUGUGGCCUCAGGACGAGUACAACAACCAACCUCGCCACCCCUCGUCCACCUCAUCAUCCCGCGACCACCGUGGUCACCAUGGUAGCAGCGGCGGCAGCUCGGGGAGGCACUCCUCUUCCCGCCACUCCGGUGAGGAGCCUCGGUCGUCCAGCCGCUCCUCCAGAACACACCCCAAAGACCCAUCCGCCCGCUCUGAGGGCCGUGGAUCCUCCUCCACCCAGAAGAGGGGAGGCUCGGACCCACGCUCCUCCCGGGAUGGCUACCGGGACCGGGACUCUGGAGACUACUCCUCUCAUGACCCGGCCUCCGGCCACCACCGCGAGGGCACCGGUGGCAGGGGUCAGAGGCCGCCAGGCUCGUCCUCCAGGAGACAGGAAGGGGUUCCUUCUGCAGGGGCCAAGCAGGGCCAGGGGCAGCAGCCCCAGGGGGGUCCAGGUGGGCAGCAGCAACAGGGGCAGCGGUCCAGUGGGCUGCCCCAGUCAGGCAGACAGCCUGGGUCCCAGGAGCCAGACGGGGGCCAACCGUCCCAGCAGCCUGGCCAGCAGCAGCAACGAACCCAGCAGCAGCAGCAGCCCCCGCAGCAGAGCCAACCUGCUCAGACCACCACUGGGGGCCCUCAGGCCACUCCAGGCACUGCGGGGCCAGGACCCGUGGCAGGACCAAUGGCAGGACCAGGGACGGCACAACAGCAGGCUAAACCUGGCCAGACUCCGGCACAAGGCCGGCAGCCAGCCGGACCCACUGCAGGCCAGCCAACAACCACAGCCGUGACUUCUGCAGCAGCUAUUGGGGGGGUGAAACCUGCAGCAGCGAUAGGGGGGGUGAAACCUGCAGCAGCGAUAGGGGGGGCAGCAGCAGCACAGCCACCCAAGACAGCUACACCCCCCCUCAUAGGCAUCGGCUCUAAAGCAACGCUGCCUGGAGGGAUAGGUAGCAGGCCUGGUGGGAUCGGCAGUGCAGCGGCAGGCCAGCCCCCAGCGGAGGGGGUCAACGUUCUCACCAAUAUCCUGGGAGGGGCGGGAGGGGCAGCCGAACAGGCGGGGAAACUGGGAGAUGCUAUUUCUGGCCUCGGCAAGAAGUUCACUUCAUUUUGGUGAACGUAAGAGAGGAGGGGUAUGAGGACUUGCGAUUAGGGGGGUUGGAGGCUUGGUACUGGAAAAACCUAUGAAACUGUUGUCGGCAUUUUUUACAUUUCACUAUCACAACAAAACGGAGAAGAGGGAGGAGGAUGAGGGAGGAGGGUACCUGAGAGCAUCAGGUUGGAAUCAAAUGAUGCCUGGUCAGCACUGAACUCCCCAGACAUGCGCACACAACAUGAGCAGAAUUAGGGUUAGAAUGGUGGAUGAUUGGUCAACACUGGCUGGGAUCCCCAGACAUGAGCAGAGGAAAGAAGAGAGGACGAAGUGGAUGGAUGUCAUGUCAGAGCGGGAGUCCCAAGCAUGAGCAGACGAUUAAAGAGGGACUUCUGCUGCUGCUUCUGCUCCCUAUGCACCAGCAGAAUGCCAACGAGAACCUACCUCACAGCUCCUGUAGGAGAGUGAAUGAGACAGUGCGAAGAGAGAGAGAAUAUACAAUCCUGUCUGUCUCACCUCCCUGUUUGUCUGUCUGCUUACUGAGAGAAAUAACACCUGAUUCAGGAACAGAACAGGGAGCUGUCACACACCGUAGGUUUGGCUUCCGCAUCGCUCAGCUCAGAGGGACAACAACGGAGGAUGCUGCUUCUUCACAUGAAUCUCUGUCAUCUUGGAGAGCACACCGAGAUUCAAUAGAGUUCUCCCAUCACUUGCUGAAGUUCUGUGGUUCUAAGACAAGGCCAGAUGGAAGCCAUUGUAGAUGGAAAUGACACAUCUGGUCUAAAGUAGUGCACUAUAUAGGGAAUAGGGUGCCAUUUGGGAUGCAGACUCGGUCUGAGGAGUCCACAUCUGACCAGAAUCAUUCAUGACUCCACAUUUUGUGCUCAGAGGGCCUUAUAACAGUAUCACCAUUAUAACACAGUGGAGGAGGGAGAUAGAUACACAGCUCAUAGGUUUUACUAGUACCAAAGAGACAUCUAUGACACUCUAACUACUACACUGGAGAAGGCAAGACAGUACCAAUGGCGACAGACAAACAAACAGACAAACAAACAAACAAACAAUGCCCUGGUUAUUAACCCCUUGAAUGCUUGGUUUCUAUGAUCUCUACAUUCCAGGGAACGAUGACCCUUUCUUUGAAUGUGGUUUUAUUUCUCCUCCACCUGUUGUGAUGAUAUGACGUCUACAGAAUGCAACAUGUAUGUGUGAACAUUGGAAUGCAAACACAAUAAUAAUAAUAAUUGAAAAAAGAAACCCAUAUCUUCUUAACACUUUUUCACCACCAUGUCCAGAAGAGGAGGAGUUACCAGUGUGCCCACCAAUAGAGUGUGAGAUCCACACAGGAGAGAGGACCAGAUGGAACGCAAGCAAGCGUGACCACGGCUGUCUUUUAGCCAUCGCAAAGCCAUCACUUGUCAAUCCCAGAGCACUUUGGGACUAUUUAUUUGUACUUUUUUAUCUAUUACAAAAAAUAAGUAUUUUCAUCUUGUUUAAUUUUUUGUCAUUUUUGCCUGAUAUUUUUCUGAAAAGAAGAGCCUUAUUCGGUACAUAUUUCUACUUGUAUACCUCAUAUGUUUUGAAAUGUCCAUAUCAUACCUUUCUUCAUUUAUUUUUGCACCACUGUAUACUAUUGUAUGUAUAUACAUCUAUCUAGAACACUGAUAAUGUUAAUGAUUCAUUUGUGUAUUUAUUCAUUUAUAUUCAUGUGACUUCUGUUUUUAUGUUUUUGUUUGGUAAGUCUAUUUAUAUUUUAUGGUCUAUUGUUUUCUUAUUUAUUUUCUUGCAUUUUAAUAAUUUGCUGGUUGAUUUUUAAAAGCAAUAGCAUGCAGAAAACAAUAUACAGCACAAUGGUAUUAAUGUUGUUUAUAUUCAUGGAUGGGAAUAUCUGAAAGCUGUUGAUAAACAUCAGUAAGAAUGUCUGAGAGAGUUGCAAACCACACAUACACACCUAAAUCUCUACGUUUACACUUACUCACACUCACACACAGAGACAUACAGAGACAUACAUGCAAUCAAGCAAACAUACACACACACACACACACACGCAGGAGUGGUUGGAAGCUAUCAUCAUUUCAAAUGUUCUAUGCAAUGAUUCAUUUUGAAACUGGAAAAGACAAAAAAACAAAGUUUAAUACCAUAAUGACCAAUGUUACUCACAAGAAUCCAACAACAUUGUGAACUGAAAGACGUCAAAAACAGUUAUGAACAUAUUUAUACUUAGCUAAUUGUAUGUAUGGAUCUGAAUAUUUAACUAUUGAAUCUAUACUUUUAUUUUUGUGGCAUGUUUUAUAGUACCCCAUCACUCCCCAUAUGGGGGGACUUGUUGCCAAAGGGUUAACUGUGUAGAUUGUCAGUCAUGAAUGUCCACCAUCUUGUUGCUUGAAGCAUGGUUUGCUUGGCUUUGUCCGGCUGUUUGUAUGCUCUCAUUCAGUCUUGGUGUGUGUGGCUUGACCAGGGCCCCACUGUGCCGUGGCGUGUUCGGCUGUCCAGUCCGUGCUGCUAUACAAACCUGUAAUGCGGUUGGUCAGAAAUUCUCCUUGUAAAAUGUCAGUCAGUGUGCAUACAAAAAACAACAUAUCAAGGUAUCAUUAGUAGUUGGAUGAACAAAUGGGGGAAAUCCUAACCUCCACUUAGUCAUGCGGUGCAUUUUAAAGUGAAAAUCUGACUUAAAUUGAAGUUAGAAUUUGCCCUUAAAUGAAUGGUCUAUAACUAGAACUCAUCUAGAACUUUAUAACUCAAUCAGCGGACCACUGAACCUUCCACAUCCAAGGCUAAUCUAGAGGGAAUCUAGAGAGUACUACAGUACUGUCAAUCAGGUCAGAGAGACUCAACAUGCUGCUGACCCCAAGUCAAUCAUUCAUCAAAUCAGGGCAUGUUAUAAUGAAAGCACAAGCCUGACUGGUAUGUAAAGACAGAAAUAUGACACACCAAUAGGACAUGUGUUAUUGAUUUCAAGGAGAGGUAAAACAAAUCUGUUAUCUCACAGUAAUAAUAUAAAUGAGAGUGUGUAGGUUGAAUCCACAGAGGGACCUUGGUAUAGAUAGCUGCAUGCUCACCAUCUUUAUGGAGACGUUGUGGUCGAUAAGAGAAGAGGUGCAUGAGACCAGACAGCUUUCACUGACUGUAGCCGUCCAAAUGGACAGACAGACAGACAGAUUGACAGACAGACACUCUCACUGUAAAUACAGAUGGAUUCUUCUGUACAGCGUUUGAAUUCAUAGUUCGGACGUCUUGUGCAUCCCCACGCCGUACUUGCUGCCAACUUUUGUGCUUUUGUGUAUAAAAUAAUAUUUAUUAUGAUUAAAUAUCAUGAUUAUGAAUAUAAUGAUGAAAUAAGCAUAGUGUAUUUGGCUGGCUCGUAUUGACUGUUGGCAACAGUGGAAUAAACUUGUAUUCAGAAACAUAUUUGGUCUGUGUAGAGUUUCUAUACAUAUUGUGUUUGUAAAACAAGGAGAAAUACCUCCAUGGUAAAAGUUUAUCCAGGCAUUCUAUUGUCAUUCUAUCGGGAGGUUUCAAAGUUGAUGAGACAUGAUCCGUUAUAAAAAAAUAGAUUUAAAUAAGAGGAAAAAGCUAAUUGAAAAUGCAACAAAAAAUCCAGAAAAAGUCUAACUCAAGUCAUUCACUGUUAUAAGUGCAAUGGGCGAAGCGUCAGUCGUGUAUCCAUUGUGAAACUUUGUGUUCUAUUCAGUGUAUUCCUGUAAACAGAUAGAGUAACAUUUUGAUGCAUCAUGUCAUGUGAUGUGAUUAAUGAAAAUAAUGACCCUGCAAUUUGUUUCCAAUCAGGAAAAAGAAUAAAGAGAAAAUCAAAAAUCUC